CCGUUGCCGCAUACCAGAGUCGGACACACGCCGGCAGCUCCACCACGCCGACUCACUGUCCACACGACCGCUUGUCCCCGGGAGGAGCGAGAAGACAGACCGCCGCGGGCUCCUCGUGCUCCGGGGAAGUUGAGACUCGCCACGUCGGAGAGGUUUUAACGACUUUUUUUUCCUUCUUUCGGGGAAACUCAAGUUGCCACAUAUAUUUUUUUUCGGGGGGGAGCAGCAGCUGUCACACUCCAGACACGCUCCGACAGAGGGAGAAGGAAAGUGACUCGUCAGCGCAACAGUUGGACUGAAUCACGCGGGAUUCGUGACUCGUUUCUCCGUCCGAGCGGCGGCGGGUUCCGCGAUUGGGGCUGACUCAUGCAAACAGCCCGCCUCUGCCUCCACGUCCGCCGGGCCCCGCGGGCAGAGCCAGAGCCGCUGACUGGGACUGACUGAACCGGCAGCAGGCACUCGCCACCCGGCCCCCCUGUCAGGUGAAGGGCGUGGCGCUGGGCGGGGGCCGCUUUGUUCUCGCAACACCUGGGUGGUGGUGGUGGUUGGUGGGGGGGGGGGAGUGUUCCAGAGGAGCCGAGAGCCGCCGAGGUCUGGAGCCCGAGCUGAGGAAGCCUUGUAGCGGGUGAGUUCCUCCGCGUCAUGGACCGUUUAAAUGACAGCUCGCACUUUCUGGAGCGUUGACCCCCGGGGCCGACGAGCGUGAACCGGGUCAGGAGUGUUAACUGUUUGCUGGCCGGCGGGUAGACCGGACCGGCGGGGACGGGGGGACAUGGCGCUGUCGCAGGUCCAGUGUCUGGACGACCACCACGUCAACUGGCGCGUGAGCGAGAGCAAGCCCGAGUUCUUCUACAGCGAGGACCAGCGGCUCGCGCUCGAGGUGCUCGUCACCGAGGGCCGCGACGCCUUCGCGGGCUUCCUGCGCGACACCGGCGUGCGCGAGUUCCUCUCCGAGCCGGAGCUGGAGCGGAUCGCGCUCACGGCGGAGGCCUACCGGCCCGGGCACGAGCACCACCCGAAGCCGGAGACGCCCGGAGGAGGAGGCGGCGGCGCGGGGAACAUCACGCCGGGCUCCGGGGAAGAAGCCGGGGACGGCAACGUGUCGCUGCAGUACUGGCCGGACCGCUCCGAGGCCUCGGUGGCGGAGCUCGACCUGGGCUGGCCCGAGGCCACCUCGUACCGAGGGGUGACGCGCGUGACCGUGCACACGCAGCCGCCGACCGACGGGCACACGCACAUCAAGGAGGUGGUGCGGAAGAGCAUCGCGGGCGCGCAAAAGGUGAUUGCUGUGGUUAUGGACGUGUUUACAGAUGCCGAUAUCUUUCGCGACCUGCUCGAUGCUGCGUAUAAACGCAGAGUUCCUGUCUACAUAAUCAUUGACAUGGCCUCAGUCCCCUGCUUCCUUUCAAUGUGUGGCAGAGCUGAUAUGCACCGGGGACACCUAAAGAAUCUGCGUGUGCGCUGCUGCGGAGGUGUGGAGUUCUUCACGCGGUCGGCACAGAAGGUGUGCGGUGCGCUGAGCCAGAAGUUUCUCCUGGUUGAUGGAGACAGAGCCAUCUCUGGUUCAUACAGCUUCACCUGGUCCUCCUCUCGGUUGGACCGCAACCUCAUCACCGUGGUCACGGGACAGGCAGCGGAGACGUUUGACCUACAGUUCCGUGACCUUUACCUCGUGUCCAGAGGCGUGUCUCUCAGCAAGGUUCCCAUGGUGGACGAACCAAUCCGGGACCCAGUCCCCCAGGCUGCUCCUGUUCCCAUCUCAGCUGCUGUUGCCCGGAAGCUCAUCAAUCCCAAAUACGCCCUGGUCGCCGCGGGGAACCCCACAAGUCCGGCCCCCUCCGACCAGAACUCCAGCAACAAGAAUUCAAACUCUCCGAAUCCCACUGGGCUAAAAAUUAUGAAAGGGCGUACUAAGGAGGUUUUCAAAGAACCACCCUUACACCCAGGAUUAGCUCAUCUGGAGAAGGUGUACCUGAUCCCGUACCUGCCCACCUGGCCAGAGCCAGACCCACCCAGCGACGUGAUUGGCUUCAUCAACAUCAGGGAUGAAAAGCGGUCCAAUCAGGUUCACCUGCAGAGGUCGGAGAGGUUUGAGGUUAGCCAGGCUAUACGCUUCAAGUCACCUCUGUUAGUGCCAGCGCCGACUGAGGAACCUCGGGAUGCAAACGCAGAGGGAACGGCCAGAAGUCCUGAAGCCUCUAGUCCCGUGAGUGCAACCAGCAAACAAGUCGAAGAGAAAACAAACGCAACUCCGAAAAAGGACCAAACUGAUACAAUAGAUUCCAGCGUGGUCCCUCCACAGCCGUGCACACAGGCCACAAACAACCCGAAUGAACACACUCACAAUUCAUCGCCCCUCGUCCCUGCUGAUUCACAGCCAACACAUAUUGCAGAACAAACUCCAGAGACACAAACUGCAGCACCUCCCGUUCCCAAACGCCGCACGUUGCACCUGAUCAUCGACGCCGCCCACGCAGAGCAGCCCGACCAACCGCAGGUGGUGACUCUGAUCAAAAUGGACCAACUGGAAAGUCUAGAGGCCUUUCCUGGCAAAAUGAGAACUCAGGAGGAGGAGCUGACGUCAGCCCGGGGACGCCUGACAUCGAAGGUCGACGGCCCGGACUCUGGCAGCAACGACGAGGGCAGCCUAGACAGCACCAAGGUCAUCUGUGACCGAGCAGCCAAUGAGGAUCCUUCAAGCGCUUCCACGCUGUCAGAGGAGGAGUUUUACGACAGCCAGCAGGAGCCGAGUGACCUGCUGAGGAACGGCACGCUGACGGGUUCGGGUCGCGGGAAUCGGCCAGGAGAUGGGGUCAACAUGAUGGCCCGCUUCUCCCAGAGCAUGCUGGACCUACGGGAGCCCAGCCAAUCAGACGACGGCGCCGCCCUCAUCCGCCAAUCGCAGCAGCUCCGCAGACAAGGUUACCCCUCGCCACACAGGCACAUAGGAGAGUUGUUCCGGACGGCAAGAUCUCCGGGUAGAGAUGGGAGACUGCGGGGAGCGAAAGUAGUCAUCGCCAAACCGGGAAGUUACCACCGGCCCACCCGAGCGGCCGGCCCGGUGAUAGGAGGAUACCGUUACUGGCACGGUCAAACGCUGCAGCCCAAUACGGCCCAGGCGCCCGCGGGGACGCGGUCCGGCCGGUCGCCGCGGCGCCACAGCCCGGACUACAGGAAUACGGACCACACCCAGCCACAGCCGCCAGCCAACCAAUCGGGUUUAAUGGGGGUGUCCCUCUCAAAACUGACCAAUUUCAGACACUUGAGGGCACGAGGAGGAGCGUCGCAGAAGAAAGCGUCUCAGAAUAACAAGGCUGCUAGGUAGAACUGUGGACAAUUACAGGUACAUGAGGAUCUUUGUGUAAAUAGACACAGGUGACUCUUCAAUGAGGCCAAUGAGGCCUAUCUCAGGCACGCGUGUCAUUUCCUUUUUAAAUCCCCGAGGCUCAACAUUUUUAACUCAACACUAUUUAAUUUGGAUUUUGCUUUUUGACCGUCAGUCAAGUUUUAUCAAUUUGCUUUGAUUCUGGGUUUUAAGAGGUUUUUGUCUGUAAAUGAAUCACGUCUUCCAACUGUCUUCUUCCUGGUUAAAGGUGACAUAUUAUGCAAAUAUCCCUUAUUCAGUUUUUGUGAGUGUAUCUGUGGAGCCUGCCGGCCCACAAAUUGUAAAAAAAACAAAACACCCUGUCGUUUUUUGUGAGAUGGCUAAACCCUA
Molecule: messenger RNA, 3715 nt
Organism: Scophthalmus maximus (turbot)
Lineage: Eukaryota; Metazoa; Chordata; Actinopteri; Pleuronectiformes; Scophthalmidae
Gene: sack1gb
Product: protein FAM83G
Exons: 5
Coding region: 773-3325 (850 amino acids)
Source: RefSeq, a predicted model, not a curated record